AUGGCCAUAAAGACAGCAUAUUUACUCCUUCUUGCCCAGGUCUGUCUGUCCACCUCGGCGGCUGUUCCGCACGUAUCUACUUCAAGCAAAGGACACACUCAUCAAAACGGCAACCUACCCAAUGUGACAAUCUUUGGAACCGGAGGCAAAAUCGCGAGCAAAGGUACGAGUAAUACUCAAACCACGAACUAUAAAGUCAGAGUCACCAUCGAGGCGCUCGUAGAAGCAGUGCCUGAAUUAUGCUAUAUAUCAAAUGUUUCGGGUCUACAAGUCUCAAACGUUGAUAGUGGAUCGAUCAACUCCACUAUCCUACUUGACCUCGCUCGAUACGUCAAUGCUGACAUGGAAAACCUAAUAUCCCACGGCUCUGUUGUGACACACGGAACCGACACACUCGAGGAAACGGCAUUCUUCCUAGACCUGACCGUGGAGACUCAUAAGCCGGUUGUUAUAACUGGUGCUAUGAGGCCUUCUACUGCAAUCACCGCUGACGGCCCCUUGAAUCUGUACCAAGCCGUGAAAUUCGCCGGCUCCGAUGAAGCUCGCGACCGGGGUGUUCUAGUUGUGUUGAACGAGAAAGUAAAUGGAAGUCAUUCUGUCCCUCGAUCGAUACUGACAUCAGUGAUUAGUCGGAUAGGAAGCGCAUAUACAACGACCAAGAACAACGCAAACUCUCUUGAUACAUUUUACGCAACUGAACAAGGCCAAGUCGACUUCUUCAUCGGCCAAGUCGACUUCUUCAUCGGCCAAGUCGACUUCUUCAUCGACCAAGUCCCUAAAUUCUACUCUUCCCCAUCGACCCUCGCAACAAGCCACACUUCAGCAUCGGGGAGGCAGACUUUCUGCCCCAAGUAG
Penicillium waksmanii is the source of this 855-nucleotide messenger RNA. RefSeq lists its product as uncharacterized. The transcript has a single exon. NCBI's taxonomy places the organism in Eukaryota, Fungi, Ascomycota, Eurotiomycetes, Eurotiales, Aspergillaceae. The record is from RefSeq and is a predicted model, not a curated record. Bases 1 to 855 code for a protein of 284 amino acids.